GUCCAGGGGCGCGGCACGCAGGCGGCCGCUGUCGCCGACGCCCGGGCCAGCCUGCGCAGGACGCGGGCCAGGAUGGCCUCUCUCACGGCAUACGACAAAGAUAUAAGCAGUGGGAGUUAUAACCUUUCCUCUGCAACGACUGGCAGCUACUACAGUUGUGUCAGCCAGGUCACCAUAGGUUACGAUGUUGCAGGGCCUGUUGCGAUCGGGCUCACCCACUGGAAAAACCCCUACGCACAAGGCAGACCCACCCUCCCAUCAGAGCUGCCUCUCUUCAUCUCCAAAGAUGCAGGCGUCCCAGUGUAUCACCGCUCCCUUGCUCGCAGGACUGAGCUGGCCACGCCUCUGUCUUGCCCAGCCUCACUGUCCAUCACUCCAGUGCCUUCGUAUAGCAGCAGCAGCCAGGAGACCCUGAGCCAGGACACUGCAGGUUUAAGUUUAUCUAUUCAUGGGGCUGAAAAGCGUUUGCAAAUCCACCAACGGCGAAGUGUGGCAAGCCGCCCAGGGUCACGCCGCCUGCCCGUGGUCAGGCAUUCCUCACUUCCACCAGGCAGAAGGUCAGUAAAAAUGGAGACGAGCUCUUCUGGAGUCACUAAUGGGAGAACCAGAGUCUUCCACCCAGAAGGAGGUGUGGAUUUGCAAAGCUACCAGCUGGAUAUGCAAAUACUACCUGACGGGCCAAGGAGUGAUGUGGACUUUUCAGAGAUUCUUAAUGCAAUACAAGAAAUGGCCAAGGAUGUCAAUAUUCUUUUUGAUGAAUUAGAAGCUGUCAACAGUCCUUGCAAAGAUGACGACUCUCUCCUUCACCCUGGAAAUCUUACCAGUACUUCAGAUGAUGCUAGCAGGUUGGAAGCCGGGGGAGAGACAGUACCAGAAAAAAACAAAUUAAAUGGCCUUUACUUCAGAGACGGAAAAUGUCGAAUUGACUACAUUCUCGUGUACAGAAAAUCCAACCCCCAGAUGGAAAAGAGAGAAGUAUUUGAAAGAAACAUUAGAGCAGAAGGAUUACAAAUGGAGAAAGAGUCCUCUCUGAUAAAUAGUGACAUUAUCUUUGUGAAGUUGCAUGCCCCAUGGGAAGUGCUUGGAAGAUACGCAGAACAAAUGAAUGUAAGAAUGCCUUUCAGGAGAAAAAUCUAUUACCUGCCCCGCCGGUACAAGUUCAUGAGCAGGAUCGAUAAACAAAUAAGCAGGUUUCGGAGAUGGUUACCUAAGAAGCCAAUGAGGCUGGACAAGGAGACACUGCCAGACCUGGAGGAGAAUGACUGCUACACUGCCCCUUUCAGCCAGCAAAGGAUCCAUCACUUCAUCAUACACAACAAAGACACUUUCUUCAACAAUGCCACAAGAAGUAGAAUUGUACAUCAUAUUUUACAAAGAAUAAAGUAUGAAGAAGGAAAAAACAAAAUUGGUCUGAAUCGUUUGCUUACUAAUGGCUCCUAUGAAGCUGCAUUUCCUCUGCAUGAGGGAAGUUACAGAAGUAAAAACUCCAUUAGAACCCACGGAGCGGUAAACCACCGACAUCUGCUCUAUGAGUGCUGGGCGUCCUGGGGUGUGUGGUAUAAAUACCAGCCUUUGGAUCUUGUAAGGCGGUACUUUGGAGAGAAGAUUGGGUUGUAUUUUGCCUGGUUGGGCUGGUACACCGGUAUGCUCUUCCCAGCUGCCUUCAUUGGACUGUUUGUCUUUUUGUAUGGCGUCAUCACUCUGGAUCACUGCCAAGUCAGUAAAGAAGUCUGCCAAGCUACAGAUAUCAUCAUGUGUCCUGUGUGUGAUAAAUACUGUCCAUUCAUGAGGCUGUCAGACAGCUGCGUUUAUGCCAAGGUGACCCACCUCUUUGACAAUGGCGCCACUGUUUUCUUUGCUGUUUUCAUGGCGGUCUGGGCGACAGUUUUUCUGGAGUUUUGGAAAAGACGGAGAGCAGUAAUUGCUUAUGACUGGGAUUUGAUAGACUGGGAAGAAGAGGAGGAAGAAAUACGGCCCCAGUUUGAAGCCAAGUAUUCCAAGAAAGAACGGAUGAAUCCCAUUUCAGGCAAGCCAGAACCAUAUCAAGCAUUUGCAGAUAAAUGCAGCCGACUUAUUGUUUCUGCAUCUGGAAUAUUUUUUAUGAUCUGCGUGGUGAUCGCCGCUGUGUUCGGGAUCGUCAUUUACAGGGUGGUGACCGUCAGCACUUUUGCAGCCUUUAAGUGGGCGUUAAUCAGGAAUAAUUCUCAGGUUGCAACCACAGGAACUGCUGUGUGCAUCAAUUUCUGCAUCAUUAUGCUGCUGAACGUGCUCUAUGAAAAGGUUGCUCUUCUUCUGACAAAUUUAGAACAGCCUCGCACAGAGUCCGAGUGGGAGAACAGCUUCACCCUGAAAAUGUUUCUUUUUCAGUUCGUCAAUCUGAACAGCUCCACGUUUUACAUCGCGUUCUUCCUCGGGAGAUUCACAGGACACCCAGGUGCCUACCUGAGGCUGAUAAACAGGUGGAGACUAGAAGAGUGCCACCCUAGUGGAUGCCUUAUUGAUCUCUGUAUGCAAAUGGGUAUUAUAAUGGUGCUAAAGCAGACCUGGAAUAAUUUCAUGGAACUUGGCUACCCGUUAAUUCAGAAUUGGUGGACUAGAAGAAAAGUACGACAAGAACAUGGGCCUGAAAGGAAAAUAAGUUUCCCACAAUGGGAAAAGGACUACAAUCUUCAGCCGAUGAAUGCCUAUGGACUCUUUGAUGAAUACUUAGAAAUGAUUCUUCAGUUUGGAUUUACAACUAUCUUUGUGGCAGCUUUUCCCCUAGCACCACUUCUGGCCUUACUGAAUAAUAUAAUUGAAAUUCGACUUGACGCUUAUAAAUUUGUCACACAGUGGAGGCGACCUUUAGCUUCAAGGGCCAAAGAUAUAGGAAUUUGGUAUGGGAUUCUUGAAGGCAUUGGAAUUCUCUCCGUUAUUACAAAUGCAUUUGUCAUAGCGAUCACAUCUGACUUCAUCCCUCGCUUGGUAUAUGCUUAUAAGUAUGGACCCUGUGCAGGCCAAGGAGAAGCUGGGCAAAAGUGCAUGGUUGGCUACGUUAAUGCCAGCUUGUCUGUAUUCCGAAUUUCUGACUUUGAGAACAGAUCUGAACCUGAGUCUGAUGGCAGUGAGUUCUCGGGGACUCCUCUCAAGUACUGUAGGUACCGGGACUACCGUGACCCUCCUCAUUCCCUGGCGCCCUACGGCUACACGCUCCAGUUCUGGCACGUCUUAGCAGCCCGACUGGCUUUUAUCAUUGUGUUCGAGCACCUCGUGUUUUGUAUAAAGCACCUCAUUUCAUAUCUGAUCCCAGACCUCCCAAAAGAUCUAAGGGAUCGAAUGAGAAGAGAGAAGUACUUGAUUCAGGAGAUGAUGUAUGAAGCAGAACUGGAGCGUCUCCAGAAGGAACGAAAGGAGAGGAAGAAAAAUGGAAAAGCACACCACAAUGAGUGGCCGUGACCAGGUCGGUGAGAGAUAAUCGUUUAUUUCCAGGCCUAGGACCUGAAUUCUUGUUUACUUCUCCCGGCUGUGCAAAAGCACAUUCAAGUGAAUGACUAUAAUGCAACCGCAGUGCAUGUCGCCGAGGUCGGCAGCGGCAGAGGGGUCAGCACCCUGAAAGGACUGCCUGGGAAGCCACGCUGCUGUGAAGUCACAUUGCAGCCCAGCACACAAAUGCUUUCUAGCCACAGACCAUUCCUGACCAAGCAAGCAUGCACAUCAUGGGCAGUACAUUCUCAAGUUUUUAAAACCAAGGGGAACUUGUAUACUGGGCCUGUUUUUCAGCCUGUUUGCUAUCUUUUUGCAUUCUAACCCAUGUGAAUUUUACAGACACUGGGCUAUAAAGGGUAUUCGGACACCUGGACACAUUCCUAGAAUGUCAUCAUAUGGUCCUAAUUCCAUGUCAUCAAACAACACAAACAAGACCCUGUUUACAACUUUUUCUUUUUUUAAUUUCAGAUCUUUCUGAGGAGAUUAUUAUAUAUGACAUAUCUAUAGCUAUGUGUAUGGCCAUAGAUGUAUUUCUGUGUGUACAUAUGUAUAGUCAUAUAUUCUUACAUAUGUACAUACAAAUACAGAGAUAUAUAAAGUACAUAGAACUUCCUUAAUUGUAAAUAGCCAAAAGGUACUGACAUGAAUGAUGGAUUUUCACAUUUAAAUAGUCAUCAA
Molecule: messenger RNA, 4143 nt
Organism: Dama dama (fallow deer)
Lineage: Eukaryota; Metazoa; Chordata; Mammalia; Artiodactyla; Cervidae
Gene: ANO4
Product: anoctamin 4
Exons: 30
Coding region: 73-3435 (1120 amino acids)
Biological process (GO): chloride transmembrane transport
Cellular component (GO): plasma membrane
Molecular function (GO): chloride channel activity; protein dimerization activity
Source: RefSeq, a predicted model, not a curated record